Molecule: messenger RNA, 1001 nt
Organism: Cuscuta campestris
Lineage: Eukaryota; Viridiplantae; Streptophyta; Magnoliopsida; Solanales; Convolvulaceae
Source: the annotation of a GenBank genome assembly
GUCAAUGAAAUGUUUUACAUUUAAUCAUGUGUGGUUUUUCUCAAUCUUUUGUGGAGUGUGGAUAAUACUUAUUCAUGCCUUAACCUCAGGCAUCUAUGUGAGUCGCAAUACAUACAUUCGUGCAGGAGUUGCUGAAUUGAAGAUCACAAAUCCGGUUCACAUUGUAUGCUACUACCGGUAUUUGAGAUUUUAUCCUUCAGGAAGAUUUCUGUAUAAGAAUUCGUCACAAAAGUUGAAAGAUGUAGCAAUGUUAAUGAACUUCCGUGCUUCAAGGGCUAAUAGUGUUUUUAGUGGGAGUUAUACCUUCUCAGAGGACAAGGUUGAAGCUGCCAUUUUGUAUCCUGGUUUGCGUCCAACUGUGCUUAGAAUUCGUUUGAGGUUAAGGGGGACAUCUGAGGGUGCCAAUAACCGGAUGGAUCUACUGGCACUUUUAACUUGUGGUGUGAAUGAGAAUGAGGUUAGUCACCAUGAUGAAGACAUUCUUGGGGUUGUUGAGGGCUGGCAAGAGGAUGAGACACAUAACCCUGAUGUACCAGCUAUUUCACACAAAAGAGGUCUUACACCUUUUGUCUUUGUCCCAUUCGAGGAGGUCGAGACUUCGGUCCUGAAUCUGCCCGUAGAAAGAAUGGAUUACUUUGUUUCUGGCUGAGAACCGGAAGGGUGGUGGGUGCCUAUUGACGUCUCUUCUUUCUGGGAAAAUAACCCGAAUGUUUGCGGUUAUUUGGUUGUUAAAAUUAUCUGAAUGUAUCGAUUUGUGUUGUGCCUUAUAUAUUUUUACUCCGUAUUAUUUAUAUUAUAGAAAAUGUAGACGUAAAAAUGUCAUCCAUAAAGUCGCCAUGAAGCUUUAUAUAUCAAUGGCGUGUGCUUCUGCUGUUGUUGUGUCUGUAUAUUUCUGUAAUUUAAAUAUGUUUUGGUCUGCUUUUUAUUUAACCAUACCAAUCCUUGCUCCAUUUACACACAGUUGAAUUCACUUGCACUGGAAAUAAAUACUCCCUUCGUUC